This is a messenger RNA of Dendrobium catenatum, 918 nucleotides long. RefSeq names its product cysteine-rich repeat secretory protein 55-like. The coding region runs from base 26 to 814 and encodes 262 amino acids. The transcript has a single exon. NCBI's taxonomy places the organism in Eukaryota, Viridiplantae, Streptophyta, Magnoliopsida, Asparagales, Orchidaceae. The record is from RefSeq and is a predicted model, not a curated record.
UCAGCUCUCAUAGAAGGCAUCUACUAUGGCGUUCACCGUCAAAUCCCUCCUCCUCCACCUGCUCCCACUCCUCCUCCUUCCCCUCGCCCUCUCCGACGACGCCAUCACCCAUUACUGCGGCGGAAACACCUUCACUAACUCCACCAAUCCCCUGCAAGCCAACAUCAACUUCGUCCUCUCCGACCUCGAAAAAAGAACCCCUCAAUCCGGCUUCGCCAUCUCCUCCCACGGCCACCUCACCACCACCAUCUACGGCCUCACCCGCUGCCGCGGAGACCUCUCACCCGACAUCUGCUCAUCCUGCAUCACCGCCGCCGCCACCCAACUCCCCUCCCUCUGCCCCAAUCGCACCGACGCCCGCAUCUGGUACGAAUACUGCUUCCUCCGCUACGACUCCGACGACUUCCUGGGCAAGUCAGACACCAGCUACGCCGUCAUUGUCUACAACGUCGAGAACGCCACGGAUCCCGUAAGGUUUAGCGAAGCCGUGAAGGAACUGAUGGGCAGAGUGGAUGAAUCGGCGGUGAGGAGUUCCAAGAGGUUUGGUUGGGGGGUGACGGCGUUUACAGAGAAUGUGACUGUUAGGGGGAUGGCGCAGUGCACGCGGGAUUUAUCGCCGGAGAGUUGUAGGGAGUGUUUGGAGUCGGCGGUGGGUCUGUUUCCCGAUUACUGUAGCUAUCGUAAAGGCUGUCGUGUGCUGUAUAGUAGCUGUGUGGUGAGAUAUGAGAUUUAUGACUUCUUGUUUAAGACGGAUUCGUCGAGCGGCAGCGCCGGUGAUCUGCUGACGCAGAGGAUGAUUCUCUCGCGAUUUUGAUUUGAGAAUGUUCUAUUAAGCUUCGUUUGGGAUCAUUUUUUUAUUAUUUUUUAAAAUAAUUUUUUAAUACAACAAAUAAAAUUUGUAUACUAAAAAAUUAUUUU